CAGUUGUGCCAGCAGCCAUGAAGGGCAGAAUCAACCUUGUCCUAUGUUAGGCAGCUGGAGGCAAGAGUAAGACAGCUGGAGGAAGAAAAUCGCAUGCUGCCCCAGGCCACCCAGAAUAGAAGGCAACCUCCAACUAGAAACAGCUCAAAUAUGGAGAAAGGCUGGGGGCCCAGAGCCCGGCGGGUCUUGCAGUGGUGGCAAGGGUGCCGAGGAAUAGGACGAUGCCUGCCCACUCUCCCGGGUUCUUUUAGGUUGUCAUCAGGGGCUGAUGGGAGUAACAGUUCACCCAACUCUCCAGCUAGCUUCAGUGGACAUACCACACCUUCUCAGCAGCCUGAACCUGUGGUACAUUCUCUUAAGGUCUUGGAUGUUCAGGAAACUAUAGAUCGUCAACAGGGUAAAGAGUAUGAACAUGACCUUAGUGAGACAGAAAAAGCUAUAGUCAGAGAAAUGUGCAAUGUUGUAUGGAGGAAACUUGGAGAUGCUGCAGGUUCGUGUCCUGGAAUUAGGCAACAUUUGUCAGGAAACCAGUACAAAGGACCAAUGUGAGAAACACUUUUUUUCAAACAUGAGAUCACCACUGCCAGAGAGAGAUAAAAGAAGAGAUGAAGAAAGAGAAAAGACUGGGUUUUCAUAAACCUGGACUCAUGGAAUAACAUAGAAUGAUUGUACAUUGCACAUAUCUCCCCUCUAAAACCUUUAGUACAACUUCCCCCAUAAAGCCGAUAUUUUAUGUCUCUAACUUCAAUGUCCAUAUUAAACAAGGUAGCUUUGAAAAUCUAGAACAAGGUAGCUUUGAAAAUCAAUAUUUUCAUUGGAACUAAAAUGUUUUUAACUCCCCAGAUCUAAGAUUGCAAUUGGGAAACCACAUAGUUGGAAGAGUCCAGUGGAGCCUCAGUGGUUUUGGUAGAGUUGACUAAUUUAUAUAAUGAUGGUAGUUUUCUACCAUGUUGUAUUGAAGAUAUGAAGAGGUGUUUGCCAGCUUCCUGAGUUUGAGAGUUGGGCACCUACCUCUUAUAUUUCAAUCAAGAAAAUACUCGUUUCAGAUGCAUAAUUAAUUUGGAGGCAAGAUAAGAUUAGGUUUCUGGGUUGUGUUUUGACUUUUGAGGUGCUAAAAAUACUAUGUAAAUUAUUCUUACCAGCUAGAAGGGUAGCAAGACUUUGUAGAGUGUUUAUCGGAGAGUACCAUUUAUUUCAAUUGAUCAAAAUAAAUCUAUCUUUUUAAUCUGGAUGAGUUGCUCAUAUAGAUGCAUCUUGGGGACGUACCAACCUCCAUAUCUAUUCAGUAUAUUCAUUGAUGUUAAUAUUAAUAAUUUCAACUAAUAAGCGAGCAAACAUAAUUUUUCGAAGUGUUUCGAGCUGUGAAAUGUCAAUUUCUACGAUUUAGUUUCUAGACAUGCUGUAUAUUUAGUAAACUUCAUGUAAACUUUAAAAUACUGCACUGCAUUUAUGAAAAAGCUUUCUUUGCCUACUGCAGCUAUCUUAACAUUUUAUGAAACUGGCGCAUGCCCUUCAUUAUUGAGGCUAAAAGCUCUUGUUCAGAUUGCUUGAGGUUUGAAAAAGAGGUGUGCUAGCUUUGCUUAGUUUAUUUCUUAUUUUCGGUAUACAUAUGUAAUAUUAGAAUGUGUGUAUUGGAAAUGCUACAAUAGGUAUUUUGUGCUUAUCCAAAUGCAAUGAUAGUUUUUUUUUGUAUGAAUGUGCAAGAGGCCUGUGACAGAAUGCUACAUUUUUACUGUAGUUUAAGAUUAUAAAAGUAGGAAUGCAACAAUUCCCAGUUUUCGAAUAUCUUCUAAACUACUGAGAUUUAAUUCAUAGUAGAUAUUCUUUGUUGUUGUUUUUAAAUGGACUUAUUACACAGCGUAUUAAUUGUCAUUGGUGGGGGAAUGUGAAGGAAUUUUGUUAUACUUUAGAAAAUGUUUCUGUGAUGAAAAUCCAGCCCUCUAUUUUCAGAAAAUAUUUAUGAAUUAAUUUACUAUAGAAUUAUCUAAUUAUUGUAAUUGGGUUACAGUUUAAGCCUCUCUUUAUUUUAAAAUGUUAUAUUUUUAAAUAUUAUUACUCUGUAAAAGAAAAUUGCUUGCUAUAUUUAACCUUCUCUCCUAGAAAAGUCUUCAUCCUUAAAUUGUUGUAUUCCUACACUCUGAAAAUUUAAAACAAGUUUUUGUGCCUGCAGCAGAGCCUGCAGAAGCUAAUACAAGGGACAUUGGUCUUUUGACAAAAUACUUGUGUAAAUUUUGAUACUGUAUUAAAACUAUUUUUUUAAAGUUCUGCAUAAAAUUGAGUAUCAAGUAUAUGUGUUCAUCUUAGCAACGGUAAUAAAUUAUUUAAUCUCA
This is a messenger RNA of Galeopterus variegatus (Sunda flying lemur), 2330 nucleotides long. Its product is annotated as coiled-coil domain-containing protein 85A-like. The record is from RefSeq and is a predicted model, not a curated record. Lineage: Eukaryota; Metazoa; Chordata; Mammalia; Dermoptera; Cynocephalidae. The coding region runs from base 94 to 549 and encodes 151 amino acids. The transcript is spliced from 6 exons.